GCGACGUUCCUGUCUGUUGAUAUCAGACGAGAUAUCGCAAUACUGUAUCCAUAUUUCAAGUAUUGUGCCAAUUCAUCUUUAUCUGACAAUUCGUGACUUUGCUGAAUACUGCUGACAGCGCCCGUCGUAUAAUGCCUCGCAAAAAGCCAUUCAGCGUAAAACAGAAGAAAAAGCAACUACAAGAUAAGCGAGAGACUCGGAGAAAUCGUCAGCCGCAGUCGUCAUUCGCAGCUCAGCCUCAUCGUUCUCGUGUGCAGUCCAAGGAAGAGAGUAACUCAGAAUCUAAUUCAGAUUGCGAAAACAAUGAAGUUUUUAAAGUUAACCACCAACCAGCCAAAAAGAUAGACCAGAAAUAUGAUCCAAAUAGGUUUCGUCUUCAUUUUGAAAGAGAAUCAAAAGUUGAAUUAUCAGAGAGAAAGAAAAGAGCUAGUGAACCAUUUUUGAUGCUAUCCGAGGAGAAUUUAGAAGUUGAUAUUGAUGAUAUUUACAAACCCGGAUCCGUGUUAGACAUGCCUAAGAGACCACCAUGGGAAUAUUCUUUAACCAAAGAACAGGUUGAGAAAAGAGAGGAAAUUUAUUUCAACGAAUACUUAGAAAAUAUUUAUGAUAAAUAUACACCAAAAGAACUAAGUUAUUUUGAACACAAUUUAGAGACUUGGCGGCAACUAUGGCGUGUUUUAGAAAUGUCCGAUAUUGUUCUACUAAUUACUGAUAUACGGCAUCCUAUAUUGCAUUUCUCUCCAGCGCUUUAUAACUAUGUCAUUAAGGAUCUUAAAAAACAACUUAUAUUAGUUCUCAACAAAAUAGACUUGGCUCCAUCCUCUUUGGUGGUAGCGUGGAAACAUUAUUUCCAGACUAAAUUCCCUGAGCUUAGAAUUGUUUGUUUCACUGCUUUUCCCAAAGAAAGGAUUUUGGAUAAUGCCGAUCCCAAUAAAAAAUUAAAUAAAAAGAGAAGAAGAGGACAUUUUACAGCAGUUGGUCCCAAACAGUUGUUUAUUGCCUGUGAAAAUAUUUGUAAAGAUAAAGUUGAUUUAAGUAGUUGGAAAAAUAAAAUAGAAGCAGAAAUAGAAGGUGAAGAUAGUAUCUACGAACACAUCGCGUUGAAUCAUGAUGAUGCUGUUCCCGAUGCAUCGUAUGAAGAACAUGUUCAGUUCAAAGAAGGAAUGUUAACAAUAGGAUGUGUGGGUCAUCCAAAUGUUGGCAAGUCAUCACUAAUGAAUGGUUUAGUAGGAAAAAAAGUAGUGAGUGCCUCGCGGACACCAGGACAUACAAAACAUUUCCAGACUAUCUUUCUAACACACUCUGUUAAACUCUGUGAUUCACCAGGACUUAUCUUUCCAGCAAUAGUAGAUAAACAGUUACAGAUUCUAUCCGGUAUUUAUCCAAUAGCCCAAGUACAAGAACCAUACUCAGCUGUGGGUUAUUUAGCACAAAGAAUACCUUUAUCAUGUAUAUUAAAAUUAAAACACCCCAAUGAAGAUACUACAGAGCGAGGUGCAUGUGCGCCACAGUGGUCAGCUUAUGAUAUAUGUGAUGCAUGGGCUGAAAAGCGUGGAUUCAUAACAGCUAAAGCUGGUAGAAAUGAUACCUACCGAGCUGCUAAUAAUAUAUUAAGACUGGCAGUCGAAGGCAGACUAGUAUUAUGCAUGUCACCCGUUGGAUAUACCGCUGAGAAAGCCAAAUGGGAGAGUCAUCCUGAGACUAAAUAUAUAGCAGCUUUACAGGAACAACACAGAGAAUUACAAUUGGAAGACGAACAGCAAUCUGAUCUAUCUCGAGACUUUACGAGUUCAGAGGGCGAUAGUGACGCUGAUGUGGAGAGUGAAGUAGAUAGUGAUAGGAAGUCACUAGGGGCGGAUAGAGCCAAAAAUAUUGGUUUCUUUUGUAGUAAUCCCUUCUCUGCUCUGUCUUGAAAUUGGUGUUAAUUUUUAUGUUCCAGUAGCCGGGCAUCUGACAUUUCAUUGGGGGGGGGGGGGUAUGAUACUGUAAAAUACUUUAUUUUCACUUGGAAUUAAUUUUUGCUGAAGGAAUUAAUGAUUCAAUAAAAAUAACAUUCCACUCAUCGAAAAUCAGUGAAAAUAAAUUCCAUACAAGACAUCCAAAAAGUUUUUUCAGCAAAAAUUAAUUCUCACUUAUUAAAAUAAAGUAUUUUACAGUACUGUAAAAUCUGCAUUAGGAACAGCUGCUUCUAUUAAAAUGGUACAAUGCAACAGAGGGGAUGCGGCUUCUAUUAGAGCAUCUACACAUAUUAGAAAUGAUGAAUUUUUGGUUCUCAAUUAUUCAAAUAGGAUGGAUGCAACUUCUAUUAGGGAUGCGGCUUCUAAUACAGAUUUUACGGUAAUACUAAAACCUAGAGCAGUGGACGGUUCAGUACUUGACUGAUAUACCAGUACAAUGGACAACUUCAGUCUUGGCUCUAAACCCAGAUAUCACAAGUCUGUAAAUAUGUGCAGUAAUGAAGUCCAGUGAAAAUACUUUGUCUCUUAGAUGUAACAUUUAAUAAUCAAAAACAGAAAUCCUGAAAUUGCAGGUUUCAUUAAAAAAUAAAUUCUGGCUACAAUAAAAUGAUCUUGAUUACUCAAAGAGACUGUUGAGUCUCGGCAUUCAAGUUUAUAAUAGUUCUUUCUAAUUUCCUUUUCAUGAAUGAAGGAAAAGUUAUAUUUAUACGACACAAGGUCACUAUGCAAUUUUUAGAGGAUGUACAUGUUUAUCCGGAAAUAUAGAAUAGAAAAUCUGUUGGUUUCAGCUGUGUUCGAUUAUGUGAUGUGCAGACUCAGUCAAAGUUGGUUACAGUGUACCAUGCUAGCACUUUACAAUGUGUAUGGUCACCAGCGGUUAAUAAAUAAUACCUGGUAUCAGAGGUACAUUACUUGGGGUUUGCAACUCGCAUAGUACUGUAUGGUGACAUCAUGUCAAGAUCCCAUUCAAGUCUCUUCUCGUAGAUAGCGAGACUGAGGCUACAACCUUAUGACAUGACGCAUAUCAAUGUUCAAGGUUUGUAAUGAAAAAAAUAAACUUUUCUUGUCACCAUCAUAGUGAAAAAUGUAAUACAUCGAAAAUGUGCAGAAAAUAUAGUUCUCGUAAUCCGUCAUAUCGUGAGCAGCUAUUUUGAUCCACCUGGACAUCCCAGUAUCUUAGUUACCUCGGGCAUGCGCAUUCGCAUUUUUUCUGAGUUGGAACGCUUAUGCGAGAGCGAGAUUGUGACGGGAUCUUGGUAUCAUGUCACCGUAGUUACAAACCCCAAGUAAUGUACCUCUGCUGGUAUAUAUAAUCUGCAUAUUAAAAAAAAACUGUUGGUAAUAAAUAGACAUAAAAGAUCAAGUUUGUAGUUAUUGGAAAACUGAAUUGUGAAGUCAAUAUGUCCAAUAAUCAAAAGUGGUAUGAUAAAAUAUAAUUUGAGAUUUACAUUUUUUUGUUUCUCGUUUUGUAUCGCACUCUCCAUGGCACGCAACUAACUCCACUGACAAUUUAAUUGAAUUAUCUCAUGCUCUAGUUGUGUUGAUGACAGUUGAUUGUAUUGUUUUAAUUAAUUUGUAACUUGAUUUGGAAAUAAAUCAUUGCCCG
Messenger RNA from Saccoglossus kowalevskii, 3564 nucleotides. Its product is annotated as guanine nucleotide-binding protein-like 1. The record is from RefSeq and is a predicted model, not a curated record. Gene Ontology annotation, molecular function: GTPase activity; GTP binding. Lineage: Eukaryota; Metazoa; Hemichordata; Enteropneusta; Harrimaniidae.